This is a messenger RNA of Tupaia belangeri chinensis (Chinese tree shrew), 3095 nucleotides long. Its product is annotated as alpha-1,3-mannosyl-glycoprotein 4-beta-N-acetylglucosaminyltransferase C-like. Bases 1389 to 3032 code for a protein of 547 amino acids. Gene Ontology annotation, molecular function: acetylglucosaminyltransferase activity. The transcript is spliced from 9 exons. NCBI's taxonomy places the organism in Eukaryota, Metazoa, Chordata, Mammalia, Scandentia, Tupaiidae. Gene Ontology annotation, biological process: protein N-linked glycosylation. The record is from RefSeq and is a predicted model, not a curated record.
CGCCUGCGGAUCAAGCCCGAUCUGGGUUCCUUUAGGGCGAGGGUCCUGUUUUCAUUGGUGGUGUCUGUGUUCGCCGUACCCCUUGUGGAGUGAUUAUUGUCUCAGAUCCGAAGUCCACACGCGCGUUGAUCAGAAACGAGAGUUUACAUUCUGUUCUUCUGUUCUCCGGGAUUCUUCGGCCUUAGGGCUUUGUCCACACGCCAUGUCUACUUCCGCACUCAAGUACAACGAAAUAGUCAUUCUUUUGCUCCGUCUGUCUCACUCCAGCCACACAGACAGCGCCUGCCGUUGCAACAUGUGUCCAUAAGAGUCUCCUAUAAUAUUUUUACGAAAGCACAGCCAUGGCUCGUGGCUCUAAGAAGCAUUUGAAGCAGGUAACAGCUCCAGCAUUGGAUGCUAAGUAAAUUGACCAGUGUGUUUGCUCCUUGUCCAUUCACUGGUCCCCACAAGCUAAAGGAAUGUCUUCGUCUCACCAUUUUCCUAAGGAACAGACAAGUAUGCUUUAACAGGAAAUGAAGUAAAAAAGAUCUGCAUGCAGUGAUUCAUUAAGAUUGAUGACAAAGUCCGUACUGACAUAACCUACCUCGCUGGCUUUAUGCAUGUCAUCAAGACCAGAGAGAAUUUCCGUCUGAUCUAUGACACUAAGGGUCUUUUUGCUAUCCAUCAUAUUACCCCUGAGGAGGCCAAGAACAAGUUGUGCAAAGUGAGAAAAUUCUUUGUGGGCACAAAAAGAAUCCCUCAUCUGGUAACUCACGAUGCUUGUACCAUCUGCUACCCAGAUCCUCUCAUCAAGGUGAUGCAGGUUGAUUUGGAGACUGGCAGGAUUACUGAUUUCAUCAAGUUCGACACUGGUAACCUCUGUAUGGUGACUGGAGGUGCUAAUGGGAAGAAUUGGUGUGAUCACCAACAGAGAGAGACAUCUUGGCUCUUUUGAUAUGGUUCACGUGAAAGAUGCCAACGGCAACAGCUUUGCCACUCGGCCCUCCAACGUUUUAUUGGCAAAGGCAACAAGCCACAGAUUUCUCUUUCCCGAGGAACAAGUAUCUGCUCACCAUUGCUGAAGAGAGAGAUAAGAGACUGGCAGCCAAACAGAGCGAAAUAGCCCUGGACACUCAUGUGAUAUGGGGUUCAGUUCCUGUGGACCCAGAAAGAAAAGUCUUGGAUAAAGCUACAUGACUCCUCCAGGCAAGAAAUGGUGUUUGGUUCAAAUAUGUGAAUGAGAACUGUCCAUAAUUUACCUGGAGACUCCUAUUGGAACAGAAUCAAGUGCUCUGCCCUUCACCUUGCCUCCAAUGGAAAUCAGAUUGCAGUGUCAAAAUUGCAGACAUCCGAGUUCACUCCAAAUAUCCUGGAUUCGGAAGAGCUCUACAAGCUCCUAACUGAGCAUCAUGAAAGCUACCCUAUGCAGAUUCACCAUUAUUGCAACAGCAAUAAUGCUCCCAGUCUUCUAUUUCAUUGAUGAGAACCCCUUUGAUUCUACAAGCUUCCUGUCUUUGGAGGAAAAAGAGAUGAUAGCUUGGCAGAGAGCCCGGAUGCAGAUCAAACCUGGCGAAACACACCACCUGAAAACCUUCAAGAAUAUGCAGAAAAGCUCAGAACUACUCAAAAAUGUGAACACCUCUAUCUUGAUUGGAGCCCCUCCGAUGGAAAAAAGUGAGAGAGCCCACAGGGAUGUAGAUAACCUUCCGGAACUGCUGACACUAGGGAUCUCCUCUAUGCAGCGUCCCCAAGGAAGCUAUCUCUUGGACACCCUGCAAUCUCUCUUCUCAGCUUCCUCCUUGUCUGAGCAGAAACACUUCCUUGUUCUGGUACACCUGGCAGAUCCUGACCCCAAAUGGCUUGAUCAAAUGAUCUCUAACAUCUCAACCCUCUUUAAACCAUAUAUUCAGGCCAGGCAGCUGGUUGUGAUCAAUACUCCUCUGAAAAGCUAUCUUCCCUUAACGAACUUUAAGAAAAACUUCAAUGACACUCCCACCUACGCAGCCUCUCACUCCAAGCAGAACAAGGAUUAUGCCUUCCUCAUGAAUGUCGCUAUCAACCGUUCUGACUAUUUCCUGAUGAUCGAAGAUGACGUGAAAUGCGUUCCUGGAUUUGUCACACAGAUUGCUGCUAAAGUGUAUGUUUGGCAAAGAAAACCUUGGGUGACUCUGGAGUUCUCUCAUCUGGACUUCACUGGAAAACUCUUUCGUACCAGAGACCUUCCCCACUUUGUUAGUUUCCUUCUCCUCUUCCACCAACAAAUGUCCUGCAACCACCUUCUCUCCCAUUUUCAUGACAUUUUCAUGCAGCAAAAACCGAUCCGGUUCUCCCCCUCCCUCUUCCAGCAUCUGGGCAAUUAUUCCUCCUUUGAGGGAAAAUUCAAUGGCCUCAAAGACAAAGAGUUUGAACCAAAUGAUAUUGGCUCUCCUAGCAACCCUCCUGCCACCAUUUACACCAGCCUGAAUGUUACCAAUGCCUCUGUCAUGAACGCCUACAGCUUGGACAAGAAUUUCCUUUACAGCGAGGAGGCUAAGGUUGGCAGCCAUCUGACUAUAGUUUUGGACAAACCUGCUAUAGUGUUUCGGGUUCAAGUGCUGACCGGUUCUGAAGUAAGAGAAGAGAAUCAGUUGAAAGAGGGCCAAGUAGAACUGGGCUUUGAUUCUACAAAUAGGGUCACUGACUGUGAUGACUAUAUUCUGCUGGGAUUCCUCGCAAAUGGCACCCUGAAUAAGGCGGUAUUAUCUGAAGAGUCUGAGAAGGUGAAGUGUGUGAGAUUGCUUGUAACAGCCACUCUGCCCUCCGGAUUAAUAUGUUCUCAUUCCAGCACUCUAUCUUUGGGUCAUGUACACCAGACUUCUAGACACAACAGGGGACAGGUGAGUAAGAGAAUCCGAUGCUCAUAUUGCAAGACUCUGGUGGCAAUGAGAGAAGACAAAGGAUCCUUCCACCAGCAACGGAGUGGAUCAGUGAAAGUUUUAACUGCCGGUGUGAUACAAGAAAGUAGAUUAUCCAGGAAAAUGCCCUUUUCCAAAACAAGGUAUUCAUUCAUUUGAUAAAUAUCUAGGGAGUACCUUAUGUGGUUAGGCAGAGUCCUGUUCUCCAUGAUCACCCAAUAA